Trametes versicolor FP-101664 SS1 is the source of this 453-nucleotide messenger RNA. RefSeq lists its product as uncharacterized. NCBI's taxonomy places the organism in Eukaryota, Fungi, Basidiomycota, Agaricomycetes, Polyporales, Polyporaceae. The coding region runs from base 1 to 453 and encodes 150 amino acids. The record is from RefSeq and is a predicted model, not a curated record. The transcript has a single exon.
AUGCGCUACUCCCUCUCCGCCCUCGCCCUGACCCUCCUCGGCCGUCCUGUCACCGCCACCCCCGUCACCCCCGACCUGGCAGCGAUCGCGGCCUCCCUCCCCAUCGUCGAACUCGGUUCUCCCAGCGCCGCGCCCACUUUCCUCCAACAAGGCAGCUUGCGCCACAACACGACCUUGCACGCCGACGCGCUCGACCCCAUACUACUCCUCUGCCCCGGGACGAACUGCCAAACCUGCACAGUCGUCGACAUGUCGGGCCAGCUCACGGACACAUGUUUCCUGGCGGGUUUCACAUUCGUCUCCGCUGCGGACGUCGUCACGAACCAAGUCCCCCUCCCGUUCACUCCCGGGGUAGGCACAUCGCAAUGCGCCAGUCUCCUCUCGCUCCCGACGGCGAACACGUGUUUCAAUAUCGGCGGUGGCCCCUUCAGCACGUUCGCUCUUCUCGACUGA